Messenger RNA from Pocillopora damicornis (cauliflower coral), 1228 nucleotides. Its product is annotated as beta-2 adrenergic receptor. Gene Ontology annotation, molecular function: G protein-coupled serotonin receptor activity; neurotransmitter receptor activity. Gene Ontology annotation, biological process: G protein-coupled receptor signaling pathway, coupled to cyclic nucleotide second messenger; chemical synaptic transmission. Lineage: Eukaryota; Metazoa; Cnidaria; Anthozoa; Scleractinia; Pocilloporidae. The record is from RefSeq and is a predicted model, not a curated record. Gene Ontology annotation, cellular component: dendrite; plasma membrane.
UCUAGAAGAAUAUUCCACCUAUUUCUAAAAAAAAUGUUUUUUUGGGCAAAUUAUAUACGGUACAGCUUUGAGCUUUUGCGAUCAACGGGUAGUUAGCAGUUCUUACGCAAAAUUUAGUCCGCUCCACUCAUCUUGAUAAUCAGUAUGUACAGCUGAAGUGUGAACCAUGACAAAAAUGUGGAAAUAUUUAUUUUCAUAUGAUUCUCCGCAACGAAAUGAUCAAACAAAAGGCAAGAUCUUGAGAUUCAAUAUCAUUUUUGUUUGCUCUUUUUCGGUCAGUUGACAUGCCUGAUAUGUGGUUUUGGGUGAGUGGAUGGGUUCUAAUUUUAGUCACUGUGAUCGGCAAUGGUCUUGUGAUUUACCUCGUCAUGACAAAACCUCGUCUCCAUACCCCCGCCAAUUGGUUUAUCUUAUCGCUGGCUGUGGCCGAUCUGUGUGCAGGGUUAGCAUUCUUUCCACCCCUGUUCGGAGCCAAAUUGUUCUACACCGUCGACCUCACCCAUGCUGGUCUCUUUUUCAAGGUCAGCUUCGCCUUCUUGUAUUGCUCCAACACCAAUCUCUUCGCCAUGACGGUCGACCGCUUCCUUGCCAUCACAAAGCCUUUGCGGUACAUGUCUUACAUGACGAAAGAGACUGUUUGGGCAAUGAUUAUUACGGCUUGGACUGGCCCAUUUCUACUCUUCUUUUUGCCUUCCAUCUUCACCUACAAUCACAAUCCGACAUUUACCAUGUUCGUGGAAAUAUCCCGAGUGCUCAUUUUCCAGAUUCUGCCCCUCGUUAUCUUUGUCGCUGCGACCUCUCAUCUCCUUCGCAUUGCCUGGAAAGUCAACCGCCAGACACGGGAACUGAUUUCUCAAGUUCGCCACAACCAUGCUAUGAACAUGAGUGGACAGAACAUCCAGCGACCUGCAGUAUUCAGAGUGCAACACAGGAGUUCCACCGUUUUGAUCAUAUUGGUGAUGACCGCCUUCAAUAUCACGUACCUCGGAGGGAAUUACCGCUGUCUCUGCUUUCUCACUAAUUUAUGUCCCUUCGCAGGGACGCUCAGAUAUAUGGUUUAUCUGGUGCUGAUUGCCAACACUAGUGUCAAUCCAGUUCUCUAUUCCUUCUUUAAGAGUGAUAUUCAAAAAGAACUAUUUAAGUUGUUCUCAAGGUAGAUAAGUCAUACGUUAUGGCACAGCACGACUCAAAAAGAAAAAUAAAGCAGCCAUCUCGAAUUGCGUUUGGA